Molecule: messenger RNA, 354 nt
Organism: Gongylonema pulchrum
Lineage: Eukaryota; Metazoa; Nematoda; Chromadorea; Rhabditida; Gongylonematidae
Source: the annotation of a GenBank genome assembly
AGUUGGCUGAAAGGAUCAAUAGCACUGGUUGCUUUACUUGGUCUAACGUGGACUUUUGGACUGCUAUGGAUCAAUGAAGAGUCUAUUUUUAUGGCUUAUGCAUUUACGAUCUUGAAUUCCCUUCAGGGAUUAUUCAUAUUCCUGUUUCAUGUGGUUUUCAAUGACCGGAUGCACAAGGAUUUCCGGAAGUGGACAAGGCAUUCAUCCUGGGUGCCGGAUUGUAUGCGAGAUGAUUCGUGUCGAGCCUCACGUACGAUGCCUUAUUUACCAACCAAUAGUACCACAAAAACGGGUCAAGCGAUGAGUUCCAGUUCAUCGACUGGCUCGGAUUUACUGGUCGGUCUCAGCUUUUGA